Belonocnema kinseyi is the source of this 1961-nucleotide messenger RNA. RefSeq names its product heat shock protein 60A (gene Hsp60A). Gene Ontology annotation, biological process: apoptotic mitochondrial changes; protein import into mitochondrial intermembrane space; protein refolding. NCBI's taxonomy places the organism in Eukaryota, Metazoa, Arthropoda, Insecta, Hymenoptera, Cynipidae. The record is from RefSeq and is a predicted model, not a curated record. The transcript is spliced from 5 exons. The coding region runs from base 156 to 1850 and encodes 564 amino acids. Gene Ontology annotation, cellular component: mitochondrial matrix; mitochondrial inner membrane. Gene Ontology annotation, molecular function: ATP-dependent protein folding chaperone; ATP binding; protein-folding chaperone binding.
UAUGUCCAUGGAGUCGACCUAGCCUGGAUCACGCCGCCUGACUUGAAAUCUUGAGUGUUCAGUAGUCAGUAGUUACUACGCAAGAACCAGGAAAAUCGGUGAACGUGUCUUACGUAUCGUACAAUCAUUUUGAGCGAAAUCGGAGAAACUUUAAGAUGUACAGAUUCCCAUGCAUACUUCGAAAUGCUACUUUGUACCAAAGGUACCUACCGAUGCGCACGUAUGCAAAGGAUGUGCGUUUUGGAGCCGAAGUCAGAGCUCUAAUGUUGCAAGGAGUCGAUAUUUUGGCUGAUGCAGUUGCAGUGACAAUGGGCCCGAAAGGACGUAACGUAAUCCUUGAACAAAGUUGGGGCAGCCCCAAAAUCACAAAGGAUGGCGUGACAGUAGCUAAAGGUGUUGAAUUGAAAGACAAGUUUCAAAAUAUUGGAGCAAAACUUGUACAAGAUGUAGCUAAUAAUACAAAUGAAGAAGCUGGCGAUGGAACAACAACAGCCACAGUUUUGGCUAGAUCGAUUGCUAAGGAAGGGUUUGACAAAAUCAGUAAAGGAGCUAACCCUGUGGAAAUUAGGCGUGGCGUCAUGCUUGCUGUUGAUGUGGUGAAAGAAGAACUUAAAAAUUUAAGUAAGCCAGUCACAACACCUGCUGAAAUAGCUCAAGUAGCCACUAUAUCUGCUAAUGGCGACACCGCUAUUGGUAAUUUAAUUUCUGAUGCUAUGAAGAAAGUUGGAAAGGAGGGUGUAAUUACCGUUAAAGACGGCAAGACUUUAAAUGAUGAACUGGAAGUGAUAGAAGGAAUGAAAUUCGAUCGUGGAUAUAUUUCACCGUAUUUUAUGAAUUCUAGUAAAGGGGCAAAAGUUGAAUUUCAAGAUGCACUAGUCCUGUUCAGUGAGAAAAAAGUUUCUUCUGUACAAAGCAUUAUUCCAGCACUAGAAAUAGCAAAUGCACAGCGCAAGCCGCUUGUUAUUGUCGCCGAAGAUGUAGACGGUGAAGCCCUUUCUACUUUAGUUGUAAAUCGUUUGAAAAUAGGACUGCAAGUUGCUGCUGUAAAAGCACCUGGAUUCGGUGAUAACAGAAAAGCUACUCUUCAAGAUAUGGCGAUUUCGACAGGUGGAAUUGUUUUUGGAGAUGAAGCAAAUUUAAUUAAAUUAGAAGAUGUUCAGUUGAGUGAUUUGGGUCAUGUAGGCGAAGUUAUAAUUACGAAGGAUGACACACUAUUUUUAAAAGGUAGAGGUGAAAAAAUUGAUAUUGACAAAAGAGCAGAUCAGAUUCGAGAUCAAAUUGAGAACACAACUUCUGAUUAUGAGAAAGAAAAAUUAAAAGAACGGUUAGCAAGACUUGCUUCUGGUGUUGCAGUCUUGAGGGUUGGAGGUAGCAGCGAAGUAGAAGUCAAUGAAAAGAAAGAUCGUGUCCACGAUGCUUUAAAUGCAACUCGAGCGGCAGUUGAAGAAGGCAUUGUUCCUGGAGGAGGAACAGCGCUCUUGAGAUGUAUACCUGUAUUGGAAAAACUUACCGCUGGUAAUAAAGAUCAAGAAACUGGAAUACAAAUUGUAGCUAAAGCUUUACGAAUGCCAUGCUUACAAAUAGCCCAGAAUGCAGGUGUUGAUGCUGGUAUGGUGGUAGCCAAAGUCUCCUCAAGUAAACUGGGUUAUGAUGCUUUAAAUGAUGAAUACGUAGAUAUGAUCGAAAAAGGAAUUAUUGACCCAACCAAAGUCGUACGAACAGCUCUUACCGAUGCAGCUGGUGUCGCAUCAUUACUUACAACGGCUGAAGCCGUUAUCGCUGAUUUACCAAAAGCAGAACCAGAAACUCCGAUGAGUGGCAUGGGUGGAAUGGGUGGAAUUGGCAUGUAAUUAAUUAUAAAUUUGAGUUAUAUAAAAGACUGAACAUCAAGACAUUCUUGCAAGCAUUUGGUUUGGUUCAUGAAAUGUAUUAGACUAAUAUAAAAGAAUUUUACAGAAGAA